GUUCAUUAUGUCUCCGAUCACACGAUGACUGACCGCGUACCAACGGCCGCGUAAUAAACAAGAAUUUAUCUCCCGUAAUAUUGUCGUGGCGUGUGCGAGCGCGCGUUGUUUUUGUCGUUCGAACUUUUCACAUGAUAAUAUCCGGAUGAUAUUCGGUUGGUUAUUAUUUUUUAAAAGUUGAAUCUAAAAGAAAUUUUCACCAGAAAUCUUCAAAGUUUGGGUCUCAAUCGGCAGCAGUCCACAACGACCCUAAGAGCAGAGACUUUCUGCGAGUUGUCGACACACACGCGUCCACGUUGCAAAAUAACACGACAUGGAUUUCCAAUUGAAAAAGAAGUGUUUUGUGUGUCUAUUGCUGAUAGUCACUGCGGAUGCCGUGAUAAAUUCUGGCACAAGUGAUGAUAAGUCACCAACAAGAAGAGAUGCAAGUCUUGGUGUGCCAUCAGAUUCUUACGGUGCACCACCUGCAUCGUUUGGUGCUAUUCAGAUUAACUAUGGACCACCACAGCCUUAUAUUAUAGCUAAUUUAAAAGCACCUGAUGUCAAUUAUGGACUUUCAUCGAACUCUUACGGUCCACAAAAACCAAUAUAUGGACUUCCAAAACCCAGUUAUAAACCCUUAAAGCCAGACUAUGGACCACCUCCACAAGAUUCAUAUGGGUUGCCACCAAAACCAGAAUAUGGCGCUCCUCAAAUACCAAACUCCGUGUACGGCCCACCAUCUGGACCGCCUAGUCCUUCUUAUGGUGUUCCAUCAGUGUCUUAUGCAAAGGGGCCUCCAGGUGUACCAUCCCCGCCAACCCCACCUCAUAUAUCUUACCACGGCUGGCAACCAAUUCCGGGUGUAUCAAUCCCAUAUAUUCAGAAAAAUAACGGUUACGAACAGUCAUCCUUAGGAACUGCUUAUGGACCACCACGGUCUCAAGCAGGAGGUUGUUGUAAUAAUAAUAUUAAUUCUAUAGACACUUCUUACGGAGGAUCGCCACCACCAGUAUUACCGUCGACAGACUACGGUCCACCAAAAGAUGGAAAUUCUCAUCAUGGAAGCACUCACGCUCAGUCAUUGACCAAUUUAUAUAAACCACCACCAAUUAUACCAGAUACAAGUUAUGGGCCUCCCACACCUUCUAAACAACCAUCUGACUCAUAUGGUCCACCUAAACCUGACUACAGUUCUCCACCACCUAAUGAUUCAUAUGGCCCUCCACCCAGUGGAUCUUACGAACCUCCUCCAAAAGAUUCAUAUAGUUCACCACCAAGUGGAUUAUAUGGGCCACCUACAAAAGAUUCUUAUGGACCACCACCAAGUGGAUCAUAUGGACCCCCUCCAAAAGAUUCAUAUGGACCACCRCCAAGUGGUUCCUAUGGCUCUCCUCCAAAAGAUUCAUAUGGACCACCACCAAGUGGUUCAUAUGGCUCUCCACCUAAAGAAUCACAUGGGCCACCACCAAGUGGAUCAUAUGGACCACCUCCAAAAGAUUCAUAUGGACCACCACCAAGUGGUUCCUAUGGACCCCCUCCAAAAGAUUCGUAUGGACCACCAUCCAGUGGUUCAUAUGGCCUUCCACCUAAAGAAUCACAUGGUCCACCACCAAGUGGAUCAUACGGGAAACCUCCAACUGGAUCAUAUGGACCACCUCCAAAAAAUUCUUAUGGGCCACCACCAAGUGGUUCAUAUGGCUCAACACCAAGUGGAUCAUAUGGGCCUCCACCAAGUGGAUCAUAUGGACCACCUCCAAAAAGUUCAUACGGCCCACCUUCAAGUGGAUCUUAUGGAUCACCACAUAAAACGUCAUACCAACCACCAACAAAAGAAUCACAUAGGCCACCAUCAAGUGGCUCAUACGGGCCACCUCCAACUGGAUCAUAUGGACCCCCUCCAAAAGAUUCAUAUGGACCUCCACCAAGUGGAUCUUAUGGGCCACCUCCAAAAGAAUCUUACGGACCACCACCAAGUGGUUCUUAUGGUGCACCUUCUAAAGAAUCCCAUAGACCGAUACAAAGUGGAUCAUUUGGUCCACCAAAAGAAUCUUAUGGGCUACCAUCUUUUGGGCCACCUAAGGAUUCUUAUGGGCCACCAAAAGAAUCAUAUGGCUUACCAUCAGUUGGAUCAUUUGGGCCACCUAAGGAGUCUUAUGGAUCAUCAUCUAAACCCUUAUAUCAUCCACCACCACCAAAAGAUUUUUAUGGGCCACCAAAAGAAUCAUAUGGCUUACCAUCAGUUGGAUCAUUUGGGCCACCUAAGGAGUCUUAUGGAUCAUCAUCUAAACCCUUAUAUCAUCCACCACCACCAAAAGAUUUUUAUGGGCCACCAAAAGAAUCAUAUGGUGUUCCAUCUAAAGAUUCUUAUGGUAUUCCUCCCGUUAAGGACACAUAUGGAAUUCCUGCUCUAGGAUUUAUUGAUAAUUCAUUGCAAAUACAGUAUGACUCGCCAUCAGCGUCUUCAUACAAUGGUCUUCCUCCGGAAGGUACUUUCGGUACACCAAUAGCUAUCUGUUGUGGCACACCCCCACCAGACUUACCGUCACAAAAGCCUACAGACUCUCAGUAUGGGUUAACAUAUGGACAAGCAUCUGGAAGACAAAUACCUGGACCAAAUCUUCAACCAAAAAAUCCAGUAAAAAAUAGGGCACCAGUUCCACCGGGCCUUGUAGAAUCAACGCAGUAUAAUAGUUUCCAAGGUGAACCAUACAUACCUCCUCCAGUAUCAGAAGUAUCAACAACUGGAAAUGAUGCAUAUGCUGCUCCAUCAAGUUCUACGGGUUACAGCAGCUCUAACAGUAACCCAAAUUUAGAGCAAAGUCCAAUAGUUCCUCAAGAGCAACAACAGUAUAACAUACAAGCUACACAAGAUACAUCAAAUAAUGGAGUAUACAAUCAAGGAAUAUCUUCAUCAUACGCUAUACCAGCUCCUGAAUCUUAUCAGCAUAUAACUCAAACAGUUUCAGUAAAUAAUGGUGCUCAGAAACCUAACAGUUAUGUUCAGCCUGACCAACUUUUAACAACAAAUGGUGAUAACUAUGGAACUCCACAGCAAUCAUUUGACUUAAACCAACAAAUUGAAGAAAGCAAAAAUAACCCACAACUUAGAGAUACAGAGAAUAAUUCACACCAACGAGAAAAUAAUAAUUAUCAACAACAACCAGAUGGAGUGGAUGUUAAUGAUAUAGUGAAGUCAUUAGGUUUAGAAGGCUCAUCCGUUGUUGGUUCAAAAUCUGUUGACAUAAAUGGUUUACAAGAAUAUCCUGUUCAAGGGUCUACUGGAAAUUAUAUGCUCCAAAUCCAACCAGGUCAAAGAGGUGGUGAGAACGUCGCUCAUGAUCAAGUACUUUCUAAUGGGUUACUUCAASACAUUUUGUCAGCUAUAGAGAAUCAACAAAAAUCAGAUAACUCAUACGAUAACCAACCACAAGGAUCGGAAGUCAGACAAGUUGCGACGGCAGCGGCCAACACAAGUACUGAGUGGCCAGACAAUUCUGAUAGUAAAAAACAAGAAAUGGCUCUGUUCUAUAGUACAAGAGAUGGAAAAGGACAAUCUACGCAAGGCACAGAAUCUCUACUCAAUCAAAUAAACCAUUUGAGCGUAAAUGAGGUGUCGAAUGGAAACUUCGUUUCUUACAAGUCGCCAAAAGUGAAUUAUGUGUACAGUGAAACAACACCUCAAGCUGUGUCACAGGCAUAUCCACAACAAUCGACUCCUAAGACUGAUGAAAGCUCAACAAACUCGUUGUCGAGUACAGGAAAAUAAUUAUUGUAGUAAAAUAGAUACAUAAAUAUAUAAUAAAUUAUUAGGUAUAUAUAUAAUAGUUUAAAUAUAAUCCUACUAUUAUAUUUGACAGUUUCAACUCCCCAACCUUUGGUUGCAUUCAAAUUGACAACGGUAAUAACGUGUAAGAAAGUGCUCGUAUUCAUUUGAAUCGCCACUUCAACGGAAUACCGUAUCUCCCAAAAGUAUUGUACUUSUAUCAGUAUGAGGCAUUCACGUACAAAAACGUUCUAUAAUAAUUGUACAAAUACUUUAUUAUCUUGACAGGGUAAUCGCUCUAUUAUGAUUUUAUAUUGACGACGUAGUUACCAAGCACAGGUUUAUUCACGACUAGCUUAUCACGAACUCGAAAUGAAAACAUCGUGCCUUAUUUUGUUUUAAAUCGUGAACGACGAAUAUUUUAAUCUAAAAAGUGAGAGCAAGUUUAUGAGUAUAAGAUACGACAGAUAUAAAUGUGAAUUGUAACACAAUAAAAAUAGUACAGAAAGCCAUUUUGGGUAUGAAAAAUACUUUCGAGAUUAAUUGAAUGCAACUGGAUGUGUAUUUGAUAAUAAAUUAAAUUAAAUCAUCACUUUGAUUAGGUAUCAAAAAUAUUGKUGAGUUAAGUUAUUAAUUAAUGUAAAAUAUUUAAUUUAAUAUAUAUAUAAUUAUUAGUAUGUUAUAUAAUAGCGUUUAGCACGAUUGCCACUAUAUGAAGUGCCAUAGAACUUUUAUUAUUAUUUUUUUUUUUUUUAUAAUAAUAUUCUU
Diuraphis noxia (Russian wheat aphid) is the source of this 4513-nucleotide messenger RNA. RefSeq lists its product as uncharacterized. NCBI's taxonomy places the organism in Eukaryota, Metazoa, Arthropoda, Insecta, Hemiptera, Aphididae. The record is from RefSeq and is a predicted model, not a curated record.